GAGUUGCAUCCUUUCAUCUUCCUCGACGACGACGCUCUGCACUGCCAUUGCUUGAUUUAUUCAUGGAGGACGGCGCGAAGCUGAGCAUAUACAAGGCCGUCAGAAACAUAAAACGUAGAGAUAAUACUCUCUACAACGCUCUCAGAUCAAUUUACGAGGACUCUAUUUUCGUCGGCGAGAUCUCCCAGCUAUGGCCGGAGCUUCCUCUUCUCGCAAAUCUCCGUUGCGGCCUUUGGUAUUCCCCGAAGUUUCACUCCAAUUGCUACUUCAAGUCCACCGACGGCCACAACAACAACUGGUCUUUCAAUACUUCCCGCCUCAACCUUCAUGUGGCGCAAUUGGCUGAAGGGAGGGUGUAUUAUAGUUGAUUCCACUCGAAGAGGAAAGCGCUUUCCUGAUAGCAUGUCCAAAACAAUACCCAUUUGGACUUGUGUUUUGAAUCGGUCUAUAAGCAAACAUUUAAAGAAAAUCCACGGCAGUUCAUCGGAGCUAGGGGAGCCUUCCACUUCUGCUGUGCUUGCUGAAAAUGGAAAAGAAUGUACUGUUGGUUGGGACUGUUCCUUGCAUUUACCCCUUUGGGUUUCUGAGACCGAGAAAGCUGCUAUUGAGGAACGUCUUGAAGAAUGGACGAAACAGUUAGAUGACUGUGGAGCUGAUGUUACCACAUUGGCAUCAAUCUUGAGAAAGCCAUUACGCCCCUUGUGGAUUUCACAGAGAUCGGUUAUUUGGUUGAACGAAGUACCAGAUCAUGAUUCCUGGGAUUUCACCCCCAUUAUACUUGUUACUGCUUCGUUCUCUACUGGUGUGGUUCAACAAAGGACCACCACAGAGUUUAGCUGGAACUACAUUUCUGGAGCAGGAGACGAUGAAGAAAGUUGGGCAAGAGGCUUGACUCCAAAUCUGUUUUGGAAUCACGCACAUGAUCUUAUGAGCUCUGGGCCUGAUAUCUGUAAUCAGAAGGUAGCUGAAAUAGUUGAAAAGGACAGAGUAUAUCGAGCACUAAGGGGAAACGAUGCACCUCAGAUCAGUGUUAAAUCUCGGAAAGGAUCAUCAACUCAAGUCCCACCUAUAGAGCAAAUGUUAUCUUUUGAUAUUUCUGAUGCUGAGCUAGAUGCAAAGUCUUCUGACGGAAAUUGUGGAUUAUCUUGGCUUGGUUCAACUAGACUUGCAGUAGGCUCAUCUCAAAAUGCUGUGACUGCGAGCAAUGUUGAUUGCAUUUUAAAUUGCGAUCAAGAGUCCUUAUCUGUUUGCCUUCCGGUUGCUAGUGCAUAUCUUCAUCUACCUAUGAUGAUGUCAAAACUGGAUCGAUUUUCCCUGUCGCGAAACCUUGCUUCUGCCGUAGAUUUUGCAAAGUUGAAUCUUAACCAAGGGAAAAGACUUCUGGUUUGCUGUAGCAAUGGAGAAGAUAUUAGCAUAUGUGUUUGUUUGGCAAUACUGACAUCUCUAUUUGACGACGAAGGAACUUUCGAUUGUGGGAAAUCUUUUGACAACACGCAUAUUACGAAAUUGGAAAUGAGAAGACGACUCGUAUACAUCUGUAAAUUUGCAACAAAUGCAAGGCCUUCCAGAGGAAAUUUGAGGCAGGUUUUCAAUUUUCUUAGUGGAGGAAGAACUGAUUAACUACAGCUAAGCAGAUUCAACAACUUUACAGGUUUUUCCUUUUACUUAUUAUUAUUGUUUUUCUUUUAGUAUCUUUUACCUUUUAUACCGUCGAAGUUGAUAAGGCCAAGGUCCCCUGAUAUUGUGAAGAUAUUGCUUGCCUUGGCCCUCUUCAUUUGUAAGGAAUGAUUUUUGAGAUUCUUAAUUAUUUUCUUAAAGAAAAAAUGAAACCAAGUUUGUGGAUUCCUUGUAUAUUUAUGCAUCUUCAUUUUAGGGUGUGGUCAGGAAUGAGUUUAAAUAGCUAAAAUCAUUUUGUGAAACAUGAUUUUGAUUAUUCCGAACAUCGCAUAUGACAAUAUAAAGUACACAUUAAAUUGAUUUAGAAUGAUGAAAUAUGUGUUUCGCCAUGCACAGAAAAAGUGAAGCAGUACAAAGGAGAACAAGAUGGUUAAACCUUAACCUUAUUGGAACAUGGAAGUGCAUUUUAUAUAGUCUGAAGUAUUUAUUUUCUUCAAUGUGUGUAGUACUUGAAUCUAUCUUGGACGAACAGCACGCUCCGAAGGUCCAGCUUGUCGCAUUAGCUGAUUUAGUAACAAGAUCGUCAGAAUAAUGUGUAAUGCUAGAUGUAUCAAUACACAUGCAGACACCUAUCUACACAUGCACAAAUGAAUGUAUGUAUGUAUAGAGAGAGAGAGAGAGAGAGAGCGAGACCUGGAAGUAGUCCUGGAGCCUACGACGUAGUCGUAUGUAUUCAUUAUUUAUCCGUUCCACAGCAGCUUUAGCCCUAUUUGAUAAGUAACAUAGAGUUAGAACGUUGCACUCAGUUUUCCUUUUUUGGUGAAUAUGUAAACUAUCUUUUUGAGAUGAGAGAUUCCGUUAUAAAAAAAGGUUAUGUUUGAAUAA
Molecule: messenger RNA, 2502 nt
Organism: Cucumis melo (muskmelon)
Lineage: Eukaryota; Viridiplantae; Streptophyta; Magnoliopsida; Cucurbitales; Cucurbitaceae
Exons: 7
Coding region: 328-1620 (430 amino acids)
Biological process (GO): charged-tRNA amino acid modification
Cellular component (GO): cytoplasm
Molecular function (GO): tRNA adenosine(64)-2'-O-ribosylphosphate transferase activity
Source: RefSeq, a predicted model, not a curated record